This is a messenger RNA of Microsporum canis CBS 113480, 1281 nucleotides long. Its product is annotated as proline oxidase PrnD. The transcript has a single exon. Lineage: Eukaryota; Fungi; Ascomycota; Eurotiomycetes; Onygenales; Arthrodermataceae. Bases 1 to 1281 code for a protein of 426 amino acids. The record is from RefSeq and is a predicted model, not a curated record. Gene Ontology annotation, cellular component: mitochondrion. Gene Ontology annotation, molecular function: proline dehydrogenase activity; FAD binding.
AUGAAGGUUCUGUCCUUUAUAGCAGAUUCCAAGUCACCUCUUCUGAACCCUGAUCGCAAUUUCAUACUGAACUAUGUCCUGCGUAAAACCCUCUAUGCACAGUUCUGUGCUGGGGAGAAACCACAUGAGGUCCAACGCUGUAUUGACGAAAUAAGGCAAGUUGGGUUUUCGGGUAUUAUCCUGGGGCAUGCACGAGAAGGUGUCCUGGAUGAAAAGGAGGCAGUUGCAUCUCUUGCAAUAGACAGGGCAGAUGCAGACCCGGCAGAGGUUGAGAAGAAAGUCGCGGAGUAUGAAGUCAGAGCCUGGCGAGACGGGAACCUUCAGACAGUUGAUUUGGCUGGUGAAGGGGGAUAUGUAAACAUCAAGUUCACAGGGGCUGGGAGCGAAGCACUGCAGUAUCUGCUACGCGGUAUACCUCCGCCUCCACUGCUUUGGGAAGCCAUGCUUGAAAUUUGUGAAAGGGCAAUAUCUCGGAAUGUUCGUUUGUUAGUCGAUGCAGAGCACCAGGCCGUUCAACCAGCCAUUGACGCCUGGGCUCUUGAACUGCAACGCAAAUAUAACAACCGCAGCGAUAGCACUGCGAAUGAAAGAGCACUGGUUUAUAACACGUACCAGGCGUACCUCCGGUCGACUCCCAAGACUCUAUCCCAGCACAUGUCGAUGGCGCAGGAGGAAGGGUUCGUUCUGGGCGUCAAGCUGGUCCGGGGCGCAUAUCUGGGGACGGAACCUAGACACUACAUCUGGGAUCUCAAAGAAGAAACGGAUGCAGCGUACGACGGCCUGGCUGAUGCAUUGAUACGGAGAAAAUAUAAUACCGUUCUCACACCAUAUAUCUCGACGGCCUCGCCGAAAUCUCCAGCUUCACCUCCCUUGGCGGAACCACACUCAUGUUCAGAGCAUCCAUUCGCAGAAGUCGAUCUUUUGGUUGCCUCACACAACCGUUACUCCGUCAAACGGGCACAGGAUAUCCGUAACCAGCAAAACAACGCAGGACAAACACAGAUUGGCCUGGCAUAUGGCCAAAUAUAUGGAAUGGCUGAUGAGCUUAGCUGUGAACUCAUACACAGAGGCAAAAUCUGCCAUGACGGAGAGGAAGUUGACACCACGAUGCUAAUGAAACCAAGAGUUUACAAGGCAGUGGUCUGGGGAUCAGUCGGUGAAUGUAUGAGGUAUCUUGUUCGUCGAGGCCAGGAGAAUAUGGACGCAGCAUCGAGAACACUGGAUACCAGGCGAGCAAUGGCGAAGGAACUGAGAAGGAGGCUAUUCGGAUCCUGGUUUUAA